AUGGAGACUCAGCAGCUGGUGCCACCGUAUGAAGUCACGGUCCAUCACGCGUGCCGAUUGAAGAUAGAGGUGACCGAAGACCUCGAGGUGCUGAUCGCGUUUGGCGAUGGCGGAUUUCAUGUGGAGCGCCUGGACGAAGCGCGCUGCGUGGAUGGCCAACACCAAGUUUUGGUGAAGUGGCUUAGCCUUGACGAUGGAGAAUCGUCCUGGGAACCUGCGGCGAAUUUGCUGGACGACAUUCCAGUCGUAUUUCGCAAGUGGGCGGCGGCGAACAAGGAAGACCCUGCGGUGGCCGCCCUCAUCAAGACACUUGACUUUCCGUAG
Molecule: messenger RNA, 324 nt
Organism: Aphanomyces astaci
Lineage: Eukaryota; Oomycota; Saprolegniomycetes; Saprolegniales; Verrucalvaceae
Exons: 2
Coding region: 1-324 (107 amino acids)
Source: RefSeq, a predicted model, not a curated record